CGCGCCUCGCGAUUCUUCUCCUCUUCGGCCCCGCCCCGCGCCCGUCGCUUUCCCCAGCGUCCGGAGCUCGCUUCCCAUAGCUGUCUGUGUACCCGGGACCCGGCGGUGAACGAAUGGAGCAGGAGAUAGCUAUGUCCGCAGAAGGGGAGUCGGCGGAGGUGGCCAUUGCAGCGACGGCCACGGCCGGCGAAGGGGGCGAUGCCCCUCCGCAGCCCCCAAAGGCUGAAGAGCCCGCCGCUCCGCAGCCGUCGGAGGAGGCCAAGGACGAGGUUCCCCCGGAGCGGCCCCCGUUGCGUUGCCUGGUGCUCACCGGCCACGGCGGCUAUGACAAAGUGAAGCUGCAGAGCCGGCCGGCUGCCCCUCCGGCCCCCGGCCCAGGACAGCUGACCGUUCGGGUCCGAGCCUGCGGCCUCAACUUUGCUGAUCUCAUGAUUCGCCAGGGGGUGUACGACCGCAUACCCCCGGUACCUUUCACCCCCGGAAUGGAGGGUGCGGGCGUUGUGAUUGCGGUGGGAGAGGGAGUCAGCGAACGCAAGGUAGGUGACCGGGUGAUGGUGCUGGUACAGGCUGGGAUGUGGCAGGAGGAGGUGACUGUGCCAGCAGUGCAGACAUUCCCGAUGCCAGAAGCCAUGUCCUUCGAGGAGGCAGCUGCCCUGCCGGUCAAUUACAUCACCGCCUACAUGGUCCUCUUCGACUGUGGCAAUCUUCGGCCUGGCCACAGUGUUCUGGUGCACAUGGCCGCAGGAGGGGUAGGGAUGGCAGCCAUCCAGUUGUGCCAGACGGUGGAGAACGUGACCGUGUUUGGGACGGCCUCAGCCAGCAAGCAUGACGUGCUGAAGGAGAAGGGGGUCAGCCACCCCAUUGACUACCACACAUCCAACUACGUGGAAGAAGUCAAAAAGAUCUCCCCCAAAGGAGUGGACAUUGUCCUCGAUCCACUGGGUGGAGCAGAUACCUACAAAGCUUACAACCUGCUGAAACCAAUGGGGAAAGUUGUCACCUAUGGGGUGUCCAACUUGCUGACCGGCCCAAAACGGAACCUGAUGGCAAUGGCUAAAACCUGGUGGAAUCAGUUCAGUGUGUCUGCCUUGCAGCUGCUGCAGGCAAAUCGGGGCAUUUGUGGUUUCAACCUCAACUAUCUGGAGAACGAGGUGGAGCUGGUUAGCAGGGUGGUGCUGCAGCUGAUGACCCUCUACAGCCAGGGCCACAUCAAGCCCCAUAUUGACUCAGUCUGGCCCUUUGAGAAGGUGGCUGACGCCAUGAAGCAAAUCCAAGAGAAAAAGAACGUGGGCAAAGUCAUCCUGGUGCCCAAUUCAGAGAAGAAGAACUAGGGGGGAGGGUCAUGGCAGGGGAGAAAGGUUGGGGGGCAGAGAGGAGAAGGGUAAGACUUGGGGGACCUAGAAUGGAGAGGUCAGGAAGUCAUAUUCUUUUGGGUUACUACUGAUGUCUCUGCCUUCUUCCUUCUUCAGCUCUCCCAAAUACAUUGCCCUUCCAAGGGUCAGGGACGGUCUCCAUGGUGUGAUGACCUCUCUGUGAUCCUGUUUCUUCCCUCUUGGUCAGGGCUGCCUCCCCUCCCUUCCUCUUCCCUCAGAAGGUUAAGAAGUGACCACUUGGAUGUAUGGGUCCUGCUGAGUGGGCGGGGACCCACCCAGGGGCCCAGCUGCUUCUUCCCACCCCACCUCUUGUUCCCCUGGGCUUUCCGCCCUACUUGUGCCAAGUUUAGCCUCUACCCCGCUGCCACCCUCCCUGCCCUGUUGUGUAUGAGUUGGUCUCUGCUUACUCUUCUCCAGUCCUACCCCUUACUUCCCCCAAUGAAACUGAAAUGCCAGGUCAGGGUGGGGGUGAGUCUAGCAUAUGUCCCAUCUCAGCUGCACUCCAUAUUCCCACUAAGUCUGAACAGCCCCAGAGCUGACCAGUCUCUAAAGUGAUAGACGGGGUGUCCCAGAAGUCUUAGUGACAUUGUAAGCUUGCUUCAAAUGGCACUAAGACUUCUGGGACACCCUGUAUAAAAUGUAAGUAAUUAUCAGUCAUUAGCUAAGCCCAGUCAGCAUGCCUCUCCUCCUUAUUCCUGACUUUAUAAGCACAACUGGGCCUUUCCUAACACAGGGCUCUUCCACAGUCUUAACCUAGUUUUUGUCUUACACCCAAGGGAAAGGACCAGACUUGUCCUUAUCCCCGCCCCCCACCCUUAGGCUCUGAGGGGGCCUGGCAGGAGUCCCCCUGGCAUCCCCUCUUCCACUGAGUUCCUUAGAUCUGUUCUCAGUGCCUUAGCAUCUGAAAAGUUUCUUGUGCUCAUGGGGAGUAUAACCAUAUUUUUUCCCCCUACGUUCUCACCGCCAACACUCCCCAGUGCCUUGUUCUGAUGGAGCUGGGGUUUCCAGUCCCACUGCGCUGCCAAAAAUCUCCUAAGUGUGUCUGAGGGGGUGGGGAUCCAGACAGGCUAUAGUCUCUGGGGCUUGGAGAGAAAGAAACUCCCCCACUCCUGUUGCCAGUCUACCUUAUCUGUCUGUUUUUGGUUGGGGAGGAUAUUUUUUUCAGCCUUGCAGAUAACUGUGGAGUUUACCAGCCUGGGCUCCUAGAGACAAUUGUGUCCAUUUCCAAACUCUGGGACCAAAGUAAAAUUUGAAGCACAUUCCAGCUUGAGUCUUGUAAGGCCCCGACGACUUUUGCUCUCCUGAAAGCGGGAGACAGAUUUCUUAAACAUAGCCCUGGGUCUCUUGUUUACAUUGGGGAUUGGUUGGGGGGGGGGGAAGAGAACAGUGGGCAGAUAUGGGCUUCUGCCCUCGGGUCCCUGAGCUGGAGGCCAAAUGUCAGGAUUCUGAGGGUGAAGGGCAGGUAGGUCACUGCCAAAAUGACCAGUGUGGGGAAGGGGAGGUAGACAUAUCCUAUCCCUCCCUCAUCUUCUAAGCAAGGCCUAAGUGAAAUGUGAUUUUUCUGCUUGUGUGUUUGUCUCCCCCAUCUACCCAUUGCCGAAGCUGCCUUUGUGUUUGUGUCAAUAAAGCGCUGUCCCUAUA
This is a messenger RNA of Dromiciops gliroides (monito del monte), 3014 nucleotides long. RefSeq names its product vesicle amine transport 1 (gene VAT1). Bases 114 to 1331 code for a protein of 405 amino acids. Gene Ontology annotation, molecular function: oxidoreductase activity. NCBI's taxonomy places the organism in Eukaryota, Metazoa, Chordata, Mammalia, Microbiotheria, Microbiotheriidae. The transcript is spliced from 6 exons. The record is from RefSeq and is a predicted model, not a curated record.